Molecule: messenger RNA, 683 nt
Organism: Empidonax traillii (willow flycatcher)
Lineage: Eukaryota; Metazoa; Chordata; Aves; Passeriformes; Tyrannidae
Gene: ANKRD16
Product: ankyrin repeat domain 16
Exons: 3
Coding region: 1-618 (205 amino acids)
Molecular function (GO): protein binding
Source: RefSeq, a predicted model, not a curated record
AUGGCGGAGCGGGAGGGGCGGCGGCGGCUGCUGCGGCUGGUGCAGGAGGGGAGGCUGGAGCUGCUGAGGGCCGAGCUGAGCCCAGAGGAUGUUCCCGAGGCCAGGAGCUGGCGCUGGGGACGGCUGGGGGACACCCUGGUGCACCAUGCAGCACGCCUGGGGCACAGACAUGUGCUGGAGUUCCUGGUGCGGGAGCUGGGGAUGGACGUGGAGGCGGCCAACGCCGACUACAAGAGGCCCCUCCAUGAGGCGGCGUCCAUGGGACACGGGGACUGCGUGUCCUUCCUCCUGGAGAGCGGGGCCGGUGUGGACUGCCUGAAAAAGGGCGACUGGACUCCCCUGAUGAUGGCUUGCACCAGGAGCAACCUGCAGGUGAUCAGAUCCCUGGUGGAGCACGGAGCCAACCCGCUGCUGAGGAACAAGGAUGGCUGGAAUUGCUUCCACAUUGCCAGCAGGGAGGGGCACCCCGAGGUGCUCCGCUACCUCCUGGAUGUGUCCCCAGGGAUCUGGGACACGGAGAGCACCAUCAGGAGGACACCCCUGCACACAGCAGGUGUGGGAGCGACUGGGAAGCGGGAAUGGCCGGAGCUGCUUAACCCACCAUUUCCCCCAGUAUAACUGAAACCAGGAUGAUUCCAGAGGCAGCUGCUCCAUGAGGUACCAGUAUCCCCAUUUCCCUCCCC